This is a messenger RNA of Babjeviella inositovora NRRL Y-12698, 2726 nucleotides long. RefSeq names its product glutamine--tRNA ligase (gene GLN4). Gene Ontology annotation, biological process: glutaminyl-tRNA aminoacylation; translation. Gene Ontology annotation, cellular component: cytoplasm; cytosol. The transcript has a single exon. Lineage: Eukaryota; Fungi; Ascomycota; Pichiomycetes; Serinales. The record is from RefSeq and is a predicted model, not a curated record. The annotation marks the transcript as partial. Gene Ontology annotation, molecular function: ATP binding; glutamine-tRNA ligase activity.
CCAUGUCCUCUGAAGAAGAACUCUCCGUUCUUUUUGCCCGUAUUGGGUUGAAUGAACCUAAGAUCAAGGAAGUCUUGAAGAACAAGAAGGUGUCUGCCUCAUUGGGCGAGAUUGCUACCGAGGCCGCCGUGCCUGUCACUGAUAAAGCCAUCUCCGCCUUGUUGCACGCGCUCGCAACGCUUUGUAAGGGCGAAACUGUCGCCAAGAGAGCGCUCGUUACCAAAGCCAUUGUUGAUGGCAGAUUGAAGACCAAUUUACAGGUCGACGCUGCGUAUAAGUAUGUGAAGGCAGCGCCAGAGCCCUCCGUUUCUGAGAUGGAAGCCGAGUCUGGGGUAGGCAUUGAAGUCACACCAGAACAGGUCAAAACCGAAAUUGCGGCUUAUAUUGCCGCCAACAAGGCCGACAUUACUGAAAAGAGAUACAAGUGCGUGCCAGCAUUGUUGGGGAACGUGAAGUCGAUCCCAGCGCUCAAGUGGGCGUCCCCAUCAUUGUUCAAGACCAUCAUCGACGAGCAGGUCUUGGCUCUUUUGGGUCCUAAGGACGAACGCGACCUUGUUAAGGAAAAGAAAAAGAAGGCGCCAGCCAAUGAGAAGAAGGUGGUCAAGGAGGAGCCAGUCAGAUCCAUGUUUACCGAGGGCUUCCUCGGCGACUUGCACAAGGCGGGCGAGAACCCGCAGAUGUACCCUGCGUUGAUGAAGGAGCACCUCAAGGCGACCGGUGGCCGCGUCUACACCCGUUUCCCACCAGAGCCUAACGGAUACUUGCACAUUGGCCACUCCAAGGCUAUUAUGGUUAACUUCGGGUACGCCAAGCACAACGACGGGUUCUGCUACUUGCGUUACGAUGACACUAAUCCAGAGGCCGAGGAGGAACAGUUCUUCAGAUCCAUCAAGGACUUGGUCGAGUGGCUUGGGUUUGAGCCAUACAAGAUCACCUACUCCUCCGACUACUUCGACGAGUUGUACGCCUUGGCUGAGAGAAUGAUCACCCUGGACAAGGGCUACAUCUGCCACUGUACCGCGGAACAGGUUAAGGCCCAGAGAGGGAUGAGGGCCGACGGAACCCUAGGCGGUGCUAGAUUCGCCUGUCCGCACAGAGACAGACCAACCGAAGAGUCAUUGGCCGAGUUCAGAGGGAUGAAGGAAGGCAAAUACAACGCCGGGGAGGCCACUUUGAGAAUGAAGCAAGACCUCACCUCCCCAUCCCCGCAGAUGUGGGACUUGGUGGCGUACCGUGUGUUGAAUGCGGUGCACCACAGAACUGGCGACAAGUGGAAGAUCUACCCGACCUACGACUUUACCCACUGUCUCGUCGAUAGCUUUGAGAACAUCUCUCACUCUUUGUGCACCACCGAGUUUGUGCUCUCCAGAGAGUCCUACGAAUGGUUGUGCGACGUGUUGAAGGUCUACAGACCUGCCCAGAGAGAGUAUGGCAGAUUGAAUAUCACCGGAACCGUGUUGUCGAAGCGUAAGAUCGCAAAGUUGGUGGCCGAAAAACACGUCAGAGGCUGGGAUGAUCCGCGGUUGUUUACCCUCGAGGCUAUCAGACGCCGUGGUGUACCACCGGGCGCCAUCUUGUCCUUCAUCAACACCUUGGGGGUCACCACCUCCACCACCAACAUCCAGGUUGUCCGAUUCGAAUCGGCCGUUAGAGCCUACUUAGACGUCACCACCCCGCGCUUGAUGAUGCUUUUGGACCCGGUCCCUGUGGUGUUUGAUAACUUGGCCGACGACUACGAAGAGAGCGUCACCAUCCCGUACAAGCUGGGCUCCCCGGAAUUUGGCGAGAGAACCUUACCGUUCACCAAGAAGAUCUACAUUGACAGAGCCGACUACAGGGACGAAAUUUCCAAGGACUACUUCCGUCUUGCUCCGGGCCAGUCUGUCGGGUUGAUGAAGGUGCCUUACACCGUUAGAGUGGUUUCCGUCGAGAAGAACGAGCAGGGUGAGGUCACCUUGAUCCACGCGCACUACGAGAAUGACGAGAAGAUGAAGAAGCCAAAGACCUUUAUCCAAUGGAUUCCAGAAAGUGCCAAGGCCAAAUCGCCAGUCAGAAUCGCCGAGAUCAGAAUCCACAAACAGUUGUUCCACUCCGAGAACCCGGCCGCGCACCCAGACGGGUACUUGGCCGAUGUCAACCCAGACUCAGAAGAGGUUGUUACCACUGCCAUGGUCGAACCGGCGUUCUUUACCAUCAAGGCCAACAGUCCGUUGAACAUGAGUGCGGGUAACCCAGAGUUUGAUAUCAAGGAGAAGACUGGCAAGCCAGAAACCGUCAGAUUCCAGGCCUUGAGAGUUGGCUACUUCUGUAUCGACAAGGAGAGCACGGAGGAUAAGCUCAUAAUGAACAGAAUCGUCACCUUGAAGGAGGACUCCGCCAAGAACUAGACGUAAUAGUAUAUUUAUAAACUGUUUGAAUGAGUGUAGACAGCCAAAGGGGGAUGCGUGUUGAUCGUGUAUGUAUUGACCUUUAAAGUUUGUUUACAAUUCCUCCCUUCAAUCGGCAGGGUUGGACACAGAGAGGUAAAGGUGGGAUAUUAAUUGGGUAGAGAAUUGUUAGGGUGGGUAAUAGAAUUUCAGAGCAUGCCUGAUUUAACUAUCAUAUUCUCCGGGAGUUAUAGAGUCGUGAAUCCUUAUUGAGUUUGUAUAUUUGCUGGCCACGGAGAUGAAUUUCCUUGAUUUUGGGUAAUUCUUAGUCUUGACCUAUUAAACGCAGGAUUCAGAUCA